UAGGGCUCUGGAGCACACCCCGCCUGCACUUGGGAGGGGUUUUCCAACUAGGCAUGCUCUUAUUUCUCUUCACAUCCUCAGAUCUGCCUUCUGAGACUUUGCCCUUCUUCAGAGAGAGCAUUCAGGAGAUCAGGAAAAUGGCCACGGGGCUCCUGAAAGCCAAAAAAGAGGCAUUCGUGGCGUUCGGGGAUGUGGCUGUGGACUUCACCCAGGAGGAAUGGAGGUUGUUGAGCCCUGCUCAGAGGACCUUGCACAGGGAGGUGAUGCUGGAGACUUAUAACCACUUGGUCUCACUAGAAAUUCCAUUUUCCAAACCCAAACUCAUUUCUCAGCUGGAGCGAGGGGAAGAGCCCUGGAUAGAGGAGAGACAACGUCCACUGGGUCUCUGUCCAGGAUCAAAGCUAGAAAUUCAACCUUGUCCCUCCUGUCCUCUGGCAUUCUCUAGUCAGCAAGCCCUCAGCCAACAUGUGUGGCUCAGUCAUCUCCCUCAGUUUUUCUCAAGUUUAUGUGCAGGAAAUCAUCUCCAUUCAGGGAAACAAUAUUCAGAAGAUCAGAAACAGCAGCAGGAGCAACUCUUUGAUCAAACCUGCUCAAGCAACAAAGCAGAAAUUCAAGAGAGAGAAGAAUAUUCCAAGCUUUUGUUUGGGAGAGUAAGUAAAAUCAGCACUUCAAAGGCAUUCUCCAGAACCCUGGAAGAACAGCCAGUAAGGUCCAAGGAAGACAACACAGUGGUGGACAUAGGGCCCAGCCCUGGCCAGAGGACAAACCUUAAGGAAACAGACAAAAUAUUACAUGGUUUAGAAGUCUCAGGAUUUGGAGCAAUCGAAUAUGGAGAGUUUGGGCUAGGCUUUAUCAAGGAGUCAAACCAGCUCAGCCUCCAGAAGACACACACAGGGGAGUCCCCUUACAUGUACGCUGAAUGGGGACAAAGCUUUAGCAGUAUGUCAGUCCUCAUCAAAAACCAGAGGUCACGCUCUGGAGAAAAGCCUUAUGUGUGCAGGGAAUGUGGACGAGGCUUUACUUGGAAGUCAAACCUCAUCACACACCAGAGGACACACUCAGGGGAGAAACCGUAUGUGUGCAAUGAGUGUGGACGAGGCUUUACUUGGAAAUCAAACCUCUUCACACAUCAGAGAAUACACUCAGGGGUCAAGCCUUAUGUGUGCAAGGAAUGUGGGCAGAGCUUUAGCCUGAAGUCAAACCUCAUCACACACCAGAGGGCACACUCUGGGGAGAAGCCUUACAUUUGCAAGGAAUGUGGACAUGGCUUUCGCCAGCAUUCACACCUCGUCAGACAUAAGAGGACACAUUCAGGAGAGAAGCCUUAUGUUUGCAGGGAGUGUGAGCAAGGCUUUAGCCAGAAGUCACACCUCAUUAGACACUUAAGGACACACACAGGAGAGAAACCUUAUGUGUGCACAGAAUGUGGGCGUCACUUUAGCUGGAAAUCAAACCUCAAGACACACCAGAGGACGCACUCAGGGGUUAAACCUUAUGUGUGCCUGGAAUGUGGGCAGUGCUUUAGCCUGAAGUCAAACCUCAACAAACACCGGAGGUCACACACAGGGGAGAAGCCAUUUGUAUGCAGGGAGUGUGGGAGAGCCUUUACCCGGAAAUCAACCCUCAUCACACACCAGAGGACACACUCAGGGGAGAAGCCAUUUGUAUGCACAGAGUGUGGGCGAGGCUUUAAUGAUAAGUCAACCCUCAUCUCACACCAGAGGACACAUUCAGGGGAAAAGCCUUUCAUAUGCAGGGAGUGUGGUAGAAAGUUUAGCCAGAAGCCAAACCUGUUUAGGCACAAGAGGGCACACUCAGGGAAUAUACCCUUUGUGUGCAGGGAGUGUGGACAAGGUUUUUGUGAUAAGUUAACUCUCAUUACACACCAGAGGGCACACUCGGGGGGGAAGCCUCAUGUAUGCAGGGAGUGUGGGCAAGGCUUUAGCCGGCAGUCGCACCUUAUUAGACAUCAGAGGAUCCAUUCAGGAGAGAAGCCUUAUAUUUGUAGGGAGUGUGGGCGAGGCUUUAGUCGGAAAUCAAACCUCAUCAGACAUCAGAGGACACACUCAGGAUAGAAACCUUGUGUGGGCAAGUAGUGAAACCUUUAGCCAGUAGUCACACUGCAUGAGACACCAGAAGUCCCACCCAGGGCUGUAGCUUUAGUAAUAAGUCAGCCAUUGCCAGACACUAAAGUAGAGACAUCUUAUGUGUGAUGGGAAUGUUCACGAGACUAAUGGUAAAGGUCAACAUCUCCAAUCCACCUGAAGGAGAAUUGCUGGCCCAUUUUCAGGGGCUCUGGCUUUCCCUAGUGGGGAUGGUAGGUUAUGGAAGGUCUCUCAGGUAACUUGAUGGAGAGAGUACUUAUUAAGUAGGUUGAAAUUAGAAAAUUGAUACUAUUCCAAUAUCGUUUCCCAAGUAUACUUGAACACUCCUUCUAUAGUAACCUGGAUGUUACAAAAACAGCAAUUCUAGAGUCCAUCUCUUGAUGUCUGUCUUACCUUCUGAGAACAAGAGACAGAAACCAUGGCUGGUUUAAUCUUGGUUCCACAGAGCAUGACCCAGCAGAGUCAGCUUCAGGGAGAGUUUGGAAAAUGGUCAACUCAUGGGGACAGAGAUAGUGCUUGGGUAGAAGGUUUUAUUAUACAAAAGGCUGACAGGUAAGAAAGAUUGUAGGUAUCCUAGCUCUUAAGUUUGGGAAGAGGUGUCCAUUUUUGGAAAUAUCGUAUCUUUGCUUGCUUCCUGGGGCUGUCUCUGGUUUUCAUGUUGAAUCCAUACUGAAAAUGUUUUUAUUGACUAGUGUUUUUAGACUAGAAAUGUACUAUGUAGCAUUAUGAAGAAAAUAUGUACACAUACAGAAAUACAAAAUGAAAUUACUUUCUAUUCUUCUGUGAGUUACCAUACAGCAUCCCAUUAGCAAUUAUUUGGUUUAAAUUUUUCCAACCAUUGUAAAAUAUACUACUUUUUUGGUUGAGAAUACUCUUUUUGAAAAUGGCAGUGUCCCACAAAUUCAUUUAGAGUCGUGUCCCAAGGCCCAGUUUUUUUUUCAUGAAACUUGACUAAAUGACUGUGAAUUUUAUUUGGAAAAUAAGUUUUCUAAGAACAGGCAGGAAAAUACAGAAAUUGUAUAAUUUAUCUUUUUAUCUCUGUACAGGUAUUUAGAAUAAAUUUGAAAACAUAAAAGAACAAAGUAUAUGAGUAUUUAGAAAGUGGUGAUGUAGGAUUUAAAGUACAGUACUAAGUGGUUGGGUCAUUGGCUUUCACUUUAGGGAAAAAAUAAACAUAGGUGCCAAAGUCUCGAUAUCCAAAGGAGUUAGAGUUAGGGAAUCACUAUCUCAAACAAUAUGAGGUGUAAGAGUCAUAAUUUUUGUUCAAAAUCUAAGUUUGAGUGGAGUGAGCAGAACCUGGUGAAAAAUUAUGAAAUACUAUCUUAAAUGGAGCAGCUGGCAUGGCCUGCCCUUCUUAGCCCUCCCCAUGGUAAACCCUGGCCUCAUGCUCUUACAUUUUCUCAACAGAAAAAUACCUUUUGAGUUUUAAUCUCUUUAAGUCUUAGAACUUAAUUACUCUUUUCCAUAAAAUCAUGUCACAAAAAUAAAGAUUCCAAAGUUAAACAUGUACCUUUCACCAGUUUUUUAGCUUUUGGAAGGAAUAUUUCAGUUUUCAGUGUAAUUGCUUCAUAAAAAUAAAAGAUUUUGCCUUAAAUUGUUUAAAACUCUCAGCAGGUAAAGAGCACUGCUGGUAUAUGAAGAUUUAAAUAGAUUCAAAGAGAUUUAAACUCUGGGAAACAUUUCUAUGUAGCAGCAACCAAACAGAAAUAUCUGGAAAUGUUAUGAGAAAUAGGUAGAAAGAAGUCCCAUCCUUUGACCCUACCCAAGCCCACCUCUACUGAUUCUUAAACCCACAUCAGGCCUUCUGCUUAGAACCUCUCAGAAGAGACAGAAUUAGGACAGGUAACCUGAGUUGUCUUCCUGGGCCUAGCAUUAAAAUCUGUGUGCAAAUUAGGAAACUGAUUAGGAGGCAAACACCACGUGGUAUUCAGAUAUGUGAAUCCUCUCAGUCUUGGAGGUUUGUUUUUUGUUUUGUCUUUCAAUCUGUGUCUGGACUAUCCAUCCACUAGCGCCCCAUAUUUCAUAAUCUGAGGUGAUAGCUCUAGAUAUUUAAAACAGACAGAAAAUGUGCCCCAGAGCAACCA
Messenger RNA from Kogia breviceps (pygmy sperm whale), 4189 nucleotides. It is a transcript of the gene ZNF875, whose product is annotated as zinc finger protein 875. Lineage: Eukaryota; Metazoa; Chordata; Mammalia; Artiodactyla; Physeteridae. Gene Ontology annotation, molecular function: zinc ion binding. Gene Ontology annotation, biological process: regulation of DNA-templated transcription. The record is from RefSeq and is a predicted model, not a curated record.